Molecule: messenger RNA, 1071 nt
Organism: Phytophthora infestans T30-4
Lineage: Eukaryota; Oomycota; Peronosporomycetes; Peronosporales; Peronosporaceae
Exons: 3
Coding region: 1-1071 (356 amino acids)
Source: RefSeq, a predicted model, not a curated record
AUGCUAAUUCUUGGGGUGUUGCUGCUGGUUCUCGUGGCAGUAUCACUGCUCAUUGCUUUCGUGGCCGCUACCUGGGAGCACGAUGUGGUGCAAAGGUAUGCUGCGUUGCCUGCUCCAGCCGACCUGGGCACGAAGGAGUUUCGCUGGCGCUGCUGGUUGUCGCCGCUUACACGUCGCGGCUGGCGCCAGUCUAUUCUGCGUAGCCCAUGCCCCCGUAUCACGCUGCGGUGUCCGUUUGCGCUGCUGUCCACGGAUUUUGCUAAGCUUGCCACCUCGCUGAGUCUGCCCAAGCUGGCACUGGAGCAACUGCCCUUUAUGUUCCCGCAGGUGGCAGUUAGCACUUUGUUCCUACAACUAUUGGGCAACUCGAACUUCCCGGCUAGCGUGCGCAACAUUCGUCUUAAAGCUCUCACUAUGGUCCAGCUGAGGCCCCUGGACAUGAGUUUCCCGUCUCAAAGUGAUGAGACGCCGCCACCGUCAGAGCUCACGUGUAUCAUGGUAUUGACCGAAAAACGUUUCCUGGAAUCGGAAAUGGAGUUCACGGUUCAAACAGACCUGUUCGAUGACCAGGGCACAGUAUGGCAGUCUGUAACCUGGCUCUCGGUCCCAUUCAAGCAAGAGACGCUGUUGGUCCCAAUAUCACAGUCUUCAUUCAGCAUGGAUGACAGUGUGGUGACGCGUGCCAGCGCGAACCUUUUCGAAGAGUCCUUUGAAUGCUCUGCACGGAACGUAUCUGAGUUCAAGGAUGUUAGCGUUGUGGAUGUGACAGGUGCACGCACUAACAAGACUGACGCUGCACCGCUUACGUGGAUGCUUGCGCGUGCAACUGGUAUGCUCCAGCAGCAAAAUCGAGUACCUGCACAACCUCUCAUGUGCAGCUGUAGGUUCGGUGAGGAGUUGACAUCCGUGCCACUUCGCAAGAAACUUGCGCUGCAAUCAUGGACCGAUGAGGAAAGCUUUCUGCAGCAGACGCAACCGGAAGUGGCCAAGUUUGCUGUCAAUUCUCAAGACGCGAAUGUCAUGACGGGAAUUUUACGAACUGUCGGGUGGAACUUUUCGAAUGCGUCGUGA